Molecule: messenger RNA, 835 nt
Organism: Thunnus maccoyii (southern bluefin tuna)
Lineage: Eukaryota; Metazoa; Chordata; Actinopteri; Scombriformes; Scombridae
Exons: 2
Coding region: 44-835 (263 amino acids)
Biological process (GO): cell surface receptor signaling pathway
Source: RefSeq, a predicted model, not a curated record
UCCAGAAAGGCUGCUUCCAGUCAACAUCCAGUCACAGCUAAUCAUGGAAACAAUAGAACCUGUAUUGGGCCUUUGUAAGACCAUCUACGACUUGGUUGAGAAGACGAAGACCAAUAAGGAGCGCUGCCAACGACUUGCCCAGAGAGUCAAAGACCUGGAGGAACUGGUUCUGACCAUCAAACAAAGGGGGUCGGGUCAAAUGUCUGACACUGUGACCAACGCUCUGAAGCAACUCUGCAUCACUCUGGAAUCAGCCUCGGAACUGAUGAAGAAAUAUUCCCAAACUACUGGUUUUAAGAGUUUCCUGAAGUCUGUGUCUCAUGAAGACAACUUCUGCAAGGUGAAUGAAAGACUGACUGAUACCUUCCAGCUCCUGUCUGGUGCUCUGCAGAUUGAGCAUGGGAACAUUUUGUACAAAUUGUAUGAAAAUGUUUCAGGGAGGAGACAGGGUGAAGAGUGCUGCAGUGGCCCCACAGACCCUGUGCCUGCCCCCUGCAUAUUGCCCUCCGUGCCUUCCUGUAGCACCAUAGCUCCCACGCCUGUUCCUCGCAAGAUGCCCUCUACACUUCUCUGUAGCCCCGUAACUACCACACCUGUAACCUGCAUGAUGCCCUCUGCACCUCUCUGUAGCCCCGUGGCUCCCAUGCCUGUCCGCUGCUUCGUGACCUCCAGGCCUCUCUGUAGCCCCGUCACUCCCAGGCCUGUCCUUCGCAUCAUUCCUCCAGUCCGUGUCGGCGCUGUGGCUCCCAUAUGUCUGCCUGUCAAUGCAGCCACCAUGCCUCUCACCAGGUCUAUCACCUCCAUGCCUUAUUCACCACAAAAUAAUCCACGGUAA